Molecule: messenger RNA, 2610 nt
Organism: Zophobas morio
Lineage: Eukaryota; Metazoa; Arthropoda; Insecta; Coleoptera; Tenebrionidae
Product: serine/arginine repetitive matrix protein 1
Exons: 8
Coding region: 835-2367 (510 amino acids)
Source: RefSeq, a predicted model, not a curated record
GGGUCGCGCAUGCGCAUCUGGCAUAACAGUGUCGCAGUCGUCUAAAGUCGUCAUGUCGUCGUUUAGCGCAUGAAAAAUUGAAAAAUCGGCAAAACUCCGAAGAGAUAAUGGUUUUUCGGCCACACUCCUCCGCUAACACGUUUUUGCAACGAACGUAGUAGUUCCGUUUGGAAAAGUAAGUGAUCCUGUUAGUGAUAAGUCGUGAUUUUAUGUGUAUUGAUUUUGGGUUCGUUGUCCUCGCCGCCGCGCACUUUCCGCGCGAAAUUCAAACUUGCCCGAUCCGAAAAUCGAUCCAAAGCGCGAAUCGGUCUCGGCCCGGACCUGAGUGACUUGUGUGAAGUUGUUCUAUUUUCGCUGUGCGGUGAAGGAAUUUUCGCCAAAGUCGGACAGUCCGCCUCGAACUCAGAGUGACGUUAAACGCUCUAUUUUUACAAAUUACCACGCACAAGCUCGUAGGAAGCAUCUUCCGACGAACUCGCUUCGGAUCAUGCCAUUUCUGCUUGGUGAUGAGUGCUUGCAGCAAGUGUGAGGCUGAAUGGGGAGCAGAGUGUGUUGUCUAACAGCAUUUUUAACUAACCUUAAUGUCUUUCGCCCGUUUGUCCGUUAUAAACCACAUGGCUGUUGUUGUCGGGCUUGCCAUGUGGUGCGUAACAUUGGUGCUGUCGGUAACACCUGAUAACGCGUGUCGUGAUUCUAGCGUGGCCGUGACUUGCUCACCGACUCGCGAUCGUACCCCCACGGCCCCAUUCUCGGACUUUGGAAGAAAUCGGCCCCCAAAUAUCUCCUCUUGGACUUGCUUCAAGACGAGAGUGCUGAAGCGAGCAGCUGGAUAAAAUGUCGUCCAGGAGGAGAAGUCGCAGCAGAGAGCGCUCGAAAAACGCGUCAUCGGCGUCGAAACUCAGAAUGGACACCAAGCCCCAAACGCCUCGAAUCACAGGUACAGUCACAAAAGAUCCCAGUGUCCCAGCAGGCCGAAGACGCGAAAUCGAUACCGUAAUGAAAAAAGCCCGAGCAUCUCCCAACUCCAACGCUUAUUGGGAUAAGAAACUCCUAGAAGUGGAAGCAAAAGAUCCCAAUAGGUGGCGCCACAGCGGCUACAAAUCCCUGUACAUCGACGGCUCGUCGUCGCCGUCGUCCGGCCGCCGCAGCCGCUCCAGGUCCCAGAACGGGCGCAGAACGCCCCCCCGUCGAUCGCCGGUGGGCCGCCGUUCGCCUCGUUCCCCAGCCGGUCGCAGAUCGCCCCGUUCGCCGCCGCCGCGUCGUUCCCCAGUGGGCCGCAGGUCGUCGAUUUCGCGCCGUUCGCCCGUCGCUUACAGCCGAUCGCCCGUCGGUCGCAGGUCGCCGCCAAACGCCACGCGUUCUAGACCUGUUCGGCCCCGUUCGCCGCCGCCACACAAAGCCUCCGGUUCUGGACGUCGGUCUGCGACCGCCAGCUCGAUCAGCAGCUGCUCGGACGACUCAUGCUCGGUCUGCUCGCCGAAGAACCACAGACAUCCGAGGUCAAGGUCUCGUUCGUUCUCGGUGCCGCGUUCCCGCGCCAAAGCACAAACAAAGACAACUUCGCCAACUCUGAAAUCACGAAUCCGUCCUAGGCCGCCGUCGCCGUCUCCUUCGCCGCCCCGCCGGAUGCCGAGGCCGAUGACGCCGCCCCCCGCACGCAAGCCACAGAAGCCGAGCUCGUCGGACCGGCCGACGGACCCGCGGAGGCAGCCGCCGCCCCCGAGGCCUCGGGGGCGGACGGGCGAGGUGAUCGACGUGCAAGGAGUGAAGCCGCCGGCGAAGCCGGUCAGGAAACCCAAGGAAAAAGGAUCUGAACCAGUGCUGUUAACUAGAAUCAAAAAAGAGCGUACGAAGAAGAGGACGGGAUCUCCGGGGGAGUCGUCGGGCUCGGAAGACAGCGACACGUCGUCGACGUCGCCCAUAGUCGCCACGACGCGGCUGACGUUGUCGGAGAGGUUCGGCAAAAUCGCGCAGUGGAGCGCGGAUCGAGAAAGACGCGACAUCGAAAACAUGAGAAUUACGAAAACGGGGGGUGAUCUCAAGGUGAUGAUCGAAGGGGAGGAUUAUAUUUAUGGAAGUCCUCCGCGGAGGUACAGCUUGUCGCCAGUUCCUGCCGGUCACUACCCGGACGAGCUCCUGUCAUCGGGUCCGUCGAGGCUCGCGGCUUGGGACGAUGUCAGGGUUCGCUACCAGUAUUACAAAGAUCUUGGGUACCUGCGGGAUCUCUCGCUGGACGACUAUAUAAAAUGGGAGGAGUGGUGGUACAAGUACCAGGACUGGCUUACCAACGAAAGACAUUACGAACAUUGGCUUAGUACUCAAAGACGACGCAGGAAACGACUGCCAGCCACGCAAAGAUUAAAUUAACGAAUUUCGGUUCAUUUUAUUCAGAUAGUGACAAGAACAACGGUUUUUUGUGAUAAGUUGAAAUUAUUUGCUGCUUAACUUUUAUUUCAGACGUUGGGUAAGUAUUCUACAAAUCUUUUUUAUUUUGUUAUUACGAUUGAUUUAUUUUCAAUAACUUAUUGUACUUUUUUUUAAAGAAAUUUAUGUUUAUUAAUGUAUCUUGAGUACGAUGAAUAAAUAAGGUAGCCGCUACUGUGCAUUAUG